UUUUAAUUAAGUCAAUUAAUGUCAACUCUAUUUAUCAAAACUAACAUUGUAUUUAUGUAGUUUCUUUGAUAAACAUAAACUUUAGUUUUGGUUUACUUUUGGUCCUGGAUACAAUAGCCGAAUUAUUGAAACAUGCGACAGAAAGUGUAAAUGUACCCAUAGCAAUUUCUUAGAAUAAAGAUUAUUAGAAUGACUAUACUAAAUAUUUAUAAAGAAGGGGACAAAAAUUUUUCUAAUGAACUUUUGUGUUUAGAAGAUGGUUUUCACUAUAUUGGAAGGAACAGUCCCAUUAUUUGUAAAGAUCAUCGAAUUUCUAGAAAGCAUGCACUUAUUACCAUUCAUAGAGGUGGUGCUACAAUUCAAUCUACACAUGAAAACCCAACAUAUUUUAAAUCAUCAGAAGAUGGCCCAAUUGAAGUUUUGACACAUAAGAAUACAAUGGAUUUGAACAAUGGCAACCAGUUUGCUCUUCUAGAAAAUUAUAUUUGGUUCACUGUUAAAAUUAGUGCUGAACAAACAGCACCUACAAUUGUAAAUGAUAGAAAAAGAGUACAUAAAGAUAAUAUUUCAGUCAAUGAAAAACGAAUAAAAACUGAAAAUGAAUGUGCUUCAUAUCAUAAUGUUAACUCAUAUCUCACUACUUUACCAACUGUGAAUUAUACAGAUUCAGAGGCAACUAAGAAAUUUGUUGAACUGGAAACUCCUUUAAAGAUAAAACAAGAACCAAUUGAUAUAGUGCCUUAUGUUGAUAGUGAAACCAAGGUAGAUGAUAACAAAGACCAUGUACUCAGUACCUCCAAUACAUUAAAUAUUGGAAGAGAAUGCUGUUGGUACGGUAGAAAAUGUUACAGAAAAAAUCCAGACCACAGAGCAAAGUUCAGUCAUCCUUGGGACAAUGAUUAUGUAAGUGAUUCCAAUAACAGACCUGAUUGUCCAUUUGGUAUUUAUUGUUAUAGAAGAUAUGCCAUGCAUAGAAGACAAUUCAAACAUUUUGGUCCACCAGCGCCUAGACCUACAUUUGCUAAAAUCAAUUAUCAUUAUCCUCAUAAUUUAAAGUGAUUGUGAUGUAGCGCAGAUUUAGAAAAGUUUUUCAAGAUAUUGAUUUUUUUAAUGAUUAAAAUUAUACACUUUUAUUAUAAACUUUAUUAGAAAACUAAUUAUCAUAAAGUUUUAUAUUUUAGAUACGUUUAUAUAAGUUGAAAUACAUUUUAUAAAUAUUGUAAUAUUAUAUAUAUAUUGAAUAUUUAGUGAUUUAUAAUUGAUAUAUAUUUAGCUGAUCAUAGGUGUACACAUUACAUGUUUUUGUUAGAUGUUAAUGUUG
Molecule: messenger RNA, 1321 nt
Organism: Diorhabda carinulata
Lineage: Eukaryota; Metazoa; Arthropoda; Insecta; Coleoptera; Chrysomelidae
Product: aprataxin and PNK-like factor
Exons: 4
Coding region: 190-1059 (289 amino acids)
Biological process (GO): double-strand break repair
Cellular component (GO): nucleus; site of double-strand break
Molecular function (GO): 3'-5' exonuclease activity; protein binding; DNA-(apurinic or apyrimidinic site) endonuclease activity
Source: RefSeq, a predicted model, not a curated record